Cladocopium goreaui is the source of this 842-nucleotide messenger RNA. Lineage: Eukaryota; Dinophyceae; Suessiales; Symbiodiniaceae. The record is from the annotation of a GenBank genome assembly.
GACGACGGUCGCGUCAUUCCCUGGGGUUCGUCCUUCGGUGGUGGUGGGAUUAGCCGAUCGAUACAAGAGCAACUGCAGGGCGUGGAGCAGAUUCAAUCGACGCGACAAGCUUUCGCUGCGAUUCGGGCUGAUGGUAGCAUUGUUACCUGGGGCAAUGAAUAUUACGGCGCCAGUGGCGAAAUGGCAGAGCAACUGGCUCAUGAGGAGAUCCGUGAGAUCGCUGCAUCCUUCCGUUCGUUCGCAGCGAUCCGCCGGGAUGGUUCAGUGGUGACCUGGGGCCCUGCGGAGUGCGGCGGGGACUGCCAGGCAGUGCAGGAUCAGCUGCGGGACGUGCGGAAAAUCCAAUCUACUUGGCAGGCGUUUGCAGCCUUGCGAGCAGAUGGGCGUGUGGUGACCUGGGGUGAUCCUCAGAGUGGCGGAGACAGCAGCGAGGUCCAGGAAGAACUCGUAGAUGUCCAGGAGAUCCAAUCCUCGUCCCGGGCCUUCGCCGCCUUGCGAGCGGACGCGCGAGUCGUUACCUGGGGGCAUCCGGAGUGUGGCGGCAACAGCAGCAGAGUCUUGGAGCGCCUCACUGACGUGGUGCAGAUCCAGGCGACGGCACGCGCGUUUGCUGCGAUGAGAGCUGAUGGCACGGUCGUCACCUGGGGUGUCGCCUGGGAGUACGACAGCGACGUGGACAGCAGCGAGGUGCAGCACCUGCUGCAUGACGUCAUGGCGCUGCAGGCGACGGAUGGCGCAUUCGCGGCGGUGACGACGCGGGGGGAGGUGGUCAGCUGGGGUUCCUCAGAGGAUGGAGGUGACAACAGCAGCGUCCAAGAGCAGCUGCAGAGCUUGUGAUCAAA